CUUAACCUUUUUUAAACUAUCGCAUUUGUUGAUUUAAAUCGGAAUGUAUUAGUAUAAUGAGUAAUCCAGGAAUGGAACAAGCUAAUUGGCUCGAGAAAAGUAGAUAAAAUAGAAACUCUACAGAGCUACAAUGAAUUGCUAAAUUACCUCUGGACACGAAGGGUCUACGGAGCUCCUCCUCAUGACGCUAUGCAGCCUACACUUCCGUAUUUCCGCUGUGUCAUGUGCAUAGAUUUCAAGAAGCUAGACAAGUCUUCCGUAUGCGCUGUCUAGACCCGGUGUGUCUAGAAUCCUGUUUUCUAUGCUGUGGCCAUUUUCUUCAGUGGAACGUUUUCUAGGUUACACAACGGCAGUAGAAUACUUGAAUUAAGCCACAGGUUUUGACUCAGAAGGACAAAGUCGUCCAUUUGGAGCGCUUAUUCGGGACACAAGAUCAUACAGAUCUCUUUAACCUAAUUCUGAAGAUAGUUAAGGCGGUCGUUCAAUAUGCUUUUGGGCAAAGUGAGCUUGACUCCUGCUUUGUGCACAGCACUUCGUAUCUCCCCUGCCUUUUCCGGGAUUCAGCAGCAGAUCGGAGCAGCCGCCACGCAGAAUGCCCGCCUCUAUGCUUCUUCUCAGGCUGCGGAGGUAGGCAAUGCAGUGCUGGACAAACAGGCUGUUGGCACCGCCACAGCAACCAAGGCAGCCACUGCCAAGAAGGCACAGAGCGUGGAGUCCCAGUCUUUUGCUGUCAACAUGUUCAAGGGUCAGAUCAACCCCUCACAGGUCUUUCCCUUCCCCUCAGUGAUGAACGAGGAGCAGAUCCAGUUCCUCCAGGAGUUAGUCCCACCCGUUUCCAAAUUCUUUGAAGAGGUGAAUGACCCAGCAAAGAAUGACUCCCUGGAGAAGGUGGAGGACAGCACCAUGGAAAGCCUGAAAGAGAUGGGGGCCUUUGGCCUGCAGGUCCCCCAGGACCUGGGGGGCGUGGGGCUCACCAACACACAGUAUGCCAGGCUGGUGGAGGUCGUGGGCCAGCACGACCUGGGGGUUGGCAUCACUCUGGGUGCCCACCAGUCCAUCGGUUUCAAGGGCAUCCUGCUGGUUGGUAGUCCCGCCCAGAAGGAGAAAUACCUACCCAAGCUGGCCACAGGUGAGACCCUGGCUGCUUUCUGUCUGACUGAACCAGCCAGUGGCUCUGACGCUGCGUCCAUAAAGACCCUCGCUACCCUCUCUCCCUGUGGAAAACACUACAUCCUCAAUGGAGGCAAGAUCUGGAUCAGUAAUGGUGGUCUGGCUGAGAUCUUCACAGUGUUUGCCAAGAUGCCCAUGAUGGAUGAGAAGACAGGACAAAUGAAAGACAAAAUCACAGCCUUUAUCGUGGAGAGGAGCUUCGGAGGAGUGACACACGGUCCCCCUGAGAAGAAGAUGGGCAUUAAGGCGUCCAACACGGCGGAGGUGUACUUUGAGAAUGUCCCUGUACCCAUUGAGAAUGUCCUGGGGGAGGUAGGUGGCGGCUUCAAGGUGGCCAUGGCCAUCCUCAACAACGGGCGCUUCGGCAUGGCCGCUGCCCUCUCCGGCACCAUGAAGGGAGUCAUCACCCAGGCUGUGGACCAUGCAGCCAACAGGGUCCAGUUUGGCAGUAAGAUCCACACCUAUGGAGCUAUCCAGGAGAAGUUGGCACGCAUGGCUAUGCUGCAAUAUGUCACUGAGUCUAUGGCCUACAUGAUCAGUGGGAACAUGGACAGUGGAUCCAAAGAUUACCAUAUUGAAGCUGCCAUCAGCAAAAUCUUUGCCUCUGAGGCUGCCUGGGAAGUGACUGAUGAGUGUAUCCAGGUCAUGGGAGGAAUGGGCUUCAUGAAGGGCUCUGGUGUGGAGAGGGUGAUGAGGGAUCUUAGAAUCUUCAGGAUCUUUGAGGGAACCAACGACAUUCUCAGACUGUUUGUGGCUCUCAACGGAUUCCAGGAUGCAGGGAAGCACCUGAAGUCUCUACAGAAGGCUCUGAAGAACCCUCUGGGCAACGCUGGGCUGCUGGCUGGAGAGAUGACCAAGAGGGCCAAGAGGAGGGCAGGUCUGAGCACUGGCCUCACUCUACAGGGAUCAAUCCAUCCUGAGCUGUCUCACAGUGGAGAUCUGGCUGUUAAAGCUAUCGAGCACUUUGGAGUCACUGUUGAGGAUAUGCUGCUCAAACACGGCAAGAACAUCCUCCAUGAGCAGUUUGUGCUGAAGAGAGUGGCAGACAGUGCCAUUGACCUGUAUGCUAUGGUUGUUGUCCUGUCCAGGGCAUCCCGCUCUCUGAGCCAGGGUCAUGCCUCUGCCCAGCAUGAGAAGAUCCUGUGUGAAACCUGGUGUAUCGAGGCCUAUGACAGGAUCAUGAAGAACGUCAAGGACCUGAAGUCUAGUUCCACCACCCAAGUCUUUAAGAACAUGAAGGCCAUAUCUGCUGCCGUAGUGGAGAAUGGAGGCACCGUCGCUCCUCACCCUCUGGGUUUCUAAACCAGCUCAUAGUACAUUUAUAACAUUACCAGAAACAUACUACUCCCUGAGAGAGAGGUCCUUUUCACACUACUGAUCCAAUCCAAGCUGUACUGUACUGGCUGAAACCAUGCUAGAAAGGAAAAUGUGAAACCAAAAUCUGAGCCAGUAUGGUUUGGGUCGGCACGAUAAUGCGAAAAGGCUAAGAGAGCGCUCUUCUAUGGGAGAAUCUCCACUGCAUACUUCUCAUGUCCUCGCCUCUUUCUCAAAGCCCAUUGGAGGAGGUCAGAGGGGGAUGUAACUUUUCUCAUCCAAUGGGUCUUGAGAAGGAGGCGAAGAGAGAAUGCAAGUAGUAUGCAAUUGAGAUUCUCCCAUUGUCUCAAAGACCCUCUGCAGAAAAAACGUAAUUCUUCAAGCCUCAACGUCACAAUGCAUCACAAGCCAGGCGGAUCAACUAUCCUUCCACAUGGUUCUGACUGUUGAUUUACUGAAUGUAAAGUCUGUUUUACUUUUACUAUAUUUAUGGCCUUUUAAAUAAUAUGUACUGUGAUCUUGAUAUCUGUCCAGGAUCUCAUUUGGAACUAACCAUAUGUGUAUGGUGGUAUUUAUCAAAUGACUAAGAUGUGGGGAAAGACAAAGUUAGUUUGUUGAAGGUUUUUGUAUUAAGUUGAGAUUUGGUUCUGGGUUGCUGAGACUGUUUGGGACAAUUCUGAGGAAGGACAGUUUGAGGAAGUAUAGUGACAUCAGCCUUGUAUCUGGGAUCUUUGAAUGCAACACUUUGCGUUCAUUGUGACUAAAUUCUCUCUACCUGUCAAUAAUUUGAUAUGUACAGAGUUGUGUGUGUGUGUGUGUGUGCUGCACUCACAAAUGGCCUCCAUCUGAAAUGGCAUGCAAGGGAAAAUAGGGUGCCAUUUCAGAGUCACCCAUGGUCUCUCCCCUACUAGUUCUUUGUUGAAUAUUCUAAUGUCCUUUGACAGUUGACCUUGGUAUUGUGGUCAGGUGUCAAUACGUCACAUUCCGUGCAAUCAACCAUCUGCCCUUCUGUUUUCUCUGCUUUUCAAAUCACAUUUUAUUUGUCACAUACACAUGGUUAGCAGAUGUUAAUGCGAGUGUAGUGAAAUGCUUGUGCUUCUAGUUCUGACCAUGCAGUAAUAUCUAACAAUUUAACAACACCUGCCUUAUACACACAAGUGUAAAGGAAUGAAUAUGAACAUAUAAAUAUAUGGAUGAGUGAUGGCCGAACGGCAUAGGCAAGAUGCAGUAGAUGGUAUAGAGUACAGUAUAUACAUAUGAGAUGAGUAAUGUAGGGUAUGACACAUUAUAUAAAGUGGCAUUGUUUAAAGUGACUAGUGAUACAUUUAUUACAUCCAAUUUUUCAUUAUUAAAGUGGCUAGAAUUGAGUCAGUAUGUUGGCAGCAGCCACUCAAUGUUAGCGAUGGCUGUUUAACAGUCUGAUGGCCUUGAGAUAGAAGCUGUUUUUCAGUCUCUCGGUCCCAGCUUUGAUGCACUUGUACUGACCUCGCCUUGUGGAUGACAGCGGGAUGAACAGGCAGUGGCUCGGGUGGUUGUUGUCCUUGAUGAUCUUUUAGUUUUUUUCACCACUUCACUCGUUUCUGCACGGUGAUCAUUUGUUCCCUACUGUUUUAUGUAUUCUACAUUUCUCUUCAUAUGGAUUGGAAAGGAUUGUACUCACAGUUUUACGUAAGUAUUUUUGGGGACAGACUGUUUAAGUCUACUGUCACAACCAUACAGUCACUUUUUUGACAAGCCUGCGGGAAUAGUGGUGCAGCGCACACACUCAACCACCAACAAACAACUCUAGUGCCUGAUAUUCCAAUUGCCUUCGCCAGGGGUUGCAGGUCUAUUUCUAAAAUUCAUUUAAUGAUCAUACCGGUGUGUCGUGUUGCUGAAUAUGUACCAUAAUCAAUAGAGAUUGGCUUGUGGCUACUUCUUCGAUCAUGUUAAUGUCAAAAUGAAUGUAGCAUUGAUGAUAAUAAAGGAAGAACUUGUGUUUGGUCA
Salmo salar (Atlantic salmon) is the source of this 4470-nucleotide messenger RNA. Its product is annotated as acyl-CoA dehydrogenase very long chain. Gene Ontology annotation, molecular function: flavin adenine dinucleotide binding; very-long-chain fatty acyl-CoA dehydrogenase activity; fatty-acyl-CoA binding. NCBI's taxonomy places the organism in Eukaryota, Metazoa, Chordata, Actinopteri, Salmoniformes, Salmonidae. The record is from RefSeq and is a predicted model, not a curated record.